Molecule: messenger RNA, 8800 nt
Organism: Hydractinia symbiolongicarpus
Lineage: Eukaryota; Metazoa; Cnidaria; Hydrozoa; Anthoathecata; Hydractiniidae
Product: zinc finger FYVE domain-containing protein 26-like
Exons: 34
Coding region: 53-8401 (2782 amino acids)
Biological process (GO): regulation of cytokinesis; mitotic cytokinesis; double-strand break repair via homologous recombination
Cellular component (GO): lysosomal membrane; midbody; centrosome
Molecular function (GO): metal ion binding; phosphatidylinositol-3-phosphate binding
Source: RefSeq, a predicted model, not a curated record
AAUAUUUUUCUGGUACUGAUAGAAAAAAAGAUGUAGCAUAAAAUAAUUGGAAAUGGAAGAAGAAUUGGAUUAUUUAAUAAAUCAAUUCUGGAAUCAUGUCCAUCUUGGACAAUGGGAGCUUGCCUGUACGUUUUCACAUUUUAUAAAAGAUAUAUCUGAAAACCAUUAUGAAAACAUAUUGGUUGCUAUUGUUCUUGAGCCAGAAAAAUACAGCACUGGGUCUAAAACAAUUUCUACUCCUUUUCAUUUGUCAUGGCUUGCUGCAAAGGAACUUCAAAAAUACACAAAGAUUGAUGAAUCAAGGCUUCCUCCACAAAUAUUGAAGGAACUCGAAUUCAAGAUUCUUUUGCAUAAUAUUGAAGAAAGAACUUCUUUCAGUGUGUUGGAGGAACUUUCUGCAUAUCAUACACAGCUCUUGAAUCAUGCAUUAGGGUUGGCACAGAUCAGUGAAGUGGAGAUGUUUUCUUCAUCUGCAUGCGAAUUAAUUGGCGAAUUGAUUGCUGAAAAUCCUCUAAUUGCCCUAUCAUUGACUGAAAUGUUGACAGGGAAAUCAGACAUAUACAAACUAAACAAUCUAUGUUUGUGUCAGCUCUAUGUGAAUCAGAUAAGCAUCUGGAUGGACAAUGUAUCUUUUGACGAAUCUUCAAGUGUCAAUUUGGAUACCUUUUUUCAUGUGUUGUCUUGUGCAAAGAAAUAUUUAAACUCUGCUGAUUUAUCUUUGGUUGACCAUUUUAACAAAUUAACAAGGAAAUUAUUAAAAAAUAACGGAUCUUUGUUAUUAAAUUUAUAUACUUCUUUGUUGGAUUGGAAAGAUACAGGACUCAUAAUUGCAGUUGACCAUGUAGAGCUGAAUUAUAUUGUAGAGUCAUGCAUCAUCGGAAGAGACUUGGCUGAACACACCAUUAGAUUAGCUGAAAUUAUCUCUCAACUUUUCUGUUCUUCCCAAGAAAAAGACUGGCAGAAAUUGUUCAUUCUUUGCUACCAUUAUAAAAUCCAUAUUCUGCAGUGUAUUCUGGAUGGAUGUUUAUGUUUUAUUGAUCAAAAGGAGUACCAAAAAGCUGCUUCACUAAUAUCUUCUCCAUCUUUAAAAGCAUUGACACCAUUAGUUCUCUUGUUAGCAUGGAUGAAAUGUUCCGACUUCAAUGAAGCAACUUUACUAUUGAAAUAUUUACUUGACGAGGAUGAUCUUCCCGGAGUUCUUGGUACAGUUUGCAAGAAACUUAAAUACCAAACACAACUUAUUCAAUGGUGUAUGGAAAAAGCCAAAGCAAUAUUAGGUCCAGACUAUGAUACAAGUAUUCUGCUGAAUGUUUUGUUCAAACAACUAGAGUCAAGUUCAGUUUUGUCAGUUUUAAACAAAACAAAUCUGCUAAAAAUGUUAAAGAAUGAAGAAGUUGUUGAUAUACUUGAACAGCAGCUUGUACUAGAGGACAUUCCUCAAAAUAACAUCCAAUCUGGCAAUGAAGUAGAAAUUUUCAUAAGUUUCACUAUCCUGAAACGUUUUAUAAAUCUUGUGAUUGCUUCAAGAAAUGGAGUGUUGAUCGAACAUGAUGGAGUUAAGGUUCCAUUCACAAUUGAUCUUGUAAAAACAUACCUAACUGAACUGAAAAUUGACAUUAUUAAGAUUGAGCCAAUAACAUUGAGAUUAGAAGUCCUAGAAAACAUUUUUUCGUUAUUAUUUUUACAAGCAUCAAACUUUAAAGGCCAACACCAAGAAGAUAUUGAUUAUGAUAAUAUUGAAGAUAGAAGUAUGAACAGCAGCAUGUCAUAUAGUAUUAUGUCUCAAAGUCUGGAAUCAUUAAGUACACUUGGUGAUGAUCCUGGCGAUGGCAAAUCCUCUCCCUCUCUAACGAGAAAUACUGAAUCUGCACGAAAUGCUAAAGCAGCACUUUUUAGAACAUGGAAAAGUUUGGACAUGAGCUUCAAGAAAGUGGAUGGUAUAGAAACUUUGAUGCAGAAAAUGGAAGGGUCAUCAACAGGUACAAUAAAAGAGAUCUUGGAGGAGCAAUCAAACUUGCUAUGUACACAAUCUUCAUUCCUUGUCAAUACAGAGAUUUUAAGGGAAACCUUAUUAAUAUUAAGUGACUGCUUACUUCAAAUAACUGGCUGCCGUUUUGGAGAUGUUACUGUUACCUCACCUGACAAGCAUAGCUUGAAAUCGUCAAUACUUAAAUCAAGAAUUGAUAAUCACAUUUCACGACUCAGCCAAUACACCAGGGAAGCGCUAUGGAGGCUUGAACUUAUAGCAGGCUUUGAAACUAGCCCAAAAGAAGCUGUAGUUAAUGUUCCUAAAUUAUCCAUAACAGAACAAGGUGAUCAUGUCAUAAAUAAAAUGUUAGGAUCUUCUGAAACCCUUGUUUAUUUGACAAUGAAAAAAGGUGAUAUCAUCCAAGCAAAACAAGUUAUCAAGAUGUUCAACUUAACUGAACAUGAAUGUUGUAAGGAAGUGGACUUUGUUGAGCAGUUGGAUACAAUAUCUGAGAAACUGCUGAAAAUUUCCAAGCCUGAAAGAAAGGAACGGACUCACUCAACCCUGGAUUUUGUCAAAUCUGCUGCAUCUGCAGGGAAAAUUUCAGCAGAAGUUAAUCAAACUGCUGAGAUGGCAUUGCAGCACCCAUUUAUUGUUGAGCAAGACUCACAAUUAAUGGCAAUGGCUACAUGUGUGGAUUUUAUAUUUAUGUCUCCUUUGCCUUACAAUAUUUGCAAGACACUGGUUGAUUUAGCAAGUUUGAAAGUUGAACUUUGCCAAGAUUCAUCAUUAUAUAAGGUAUGUGCCCAAGUCUCCCCAAAGUUAAAAGAUAUCAAAGCAUUGAUCCAGUUGGCAACAAGUCGAGAUUUGAAAGUAUUCCAACUGUGUGGGCAGAAAAAGCCUACAGAUUUUUUAAGUCUUUCUGUAUUUACAAUAUCCAAAUUAUAUCCUGAUUUUCUUGAGUUUGAAGAAAGCAAGCUGCUGCAAGGUCAAAGUGCAUUCAUUGGACUUUCGGAUCGAAUAGGAGCCCUUCAGGGUAAAUACAAAGAACUUGUUGAUGAAGUUGAAGAAAGAGUUGCUGUGAGUCUGAAAGAAAGAGCUAGCAAUCUGUUUGCAAUAUUUAAUUCAGACACAUGUGCACAAAUAAAUGGUAUUAAUACGGCUCACGAUUAUUUUAAAGCUCUGUUUAAAUAUGUGAAAAGUCUAUCUUCCCUCCAACUUUAUUACAAGAACCGCAAUAAUGAUCAUGUAGAUAACAUACGACCACUUUCUACUUCAAAAGCUGCUAACCCAUUUUUAAUUUUUAAUGAAUCUAUUUCUACUAUAUUUGGAAGGCUAUUGUUUGAAUGGGGGAUGUCACCGAAGCGAUUAGAAUCAUUUGCUCACCAAAGUGGCAUUAAUCUUGUUAAAGUUGUAGCCGAAAACUGUGGCGUGUCAGCGCCGUCAACAUUGUGUAAAAUAGGAAUUCAGCAAAGAUUGUUACUUAAGGAGCAGUUAGUUAUGAAUAAGAAUGACGAAGAUUCAUCUACAGGUAUUGAGCCAGGAAAAUGCCCAAACUCUGUUGUGGAGGAAUUGCUGAACAGUGUUCUUGAUAUGAUCUCAGAAAAUGGUCAGUAUACACCUUCGCAACUCACUGCUUCAGAAGUAUGUCAAGUGUUGAAAGUAUCAACAGGAGAUUUGGAAAAAGUUGAUUUAAAUGUGUUGAAAACUGCAGCUGAAAAGACAUCAUUCUUUAUCAAUCUUUUUAAUUUGAUGUUUUUGCAUGGAUUGAUGUUAGUCCUGUCAGAAAAAUUUGAUGCAUCAUUCAACUUUAUCAAUACAGAUUUUUCUCUACUGUUGCAAAACUCAUUUGGUCGGCUUGUCUUACAUGAUCUACUUGUUUAUCAAGUUGGAGAUAUUGGUUGUCUUAGCGCUUUUGAACUUUAUCAAUAUGUGUUCCUUCGUGGUUCAAAAACACAGUUUUUUGACAUUAUGGAAGACCCACUAUGGCAUUUGUGGUUUCCAUCAUUGUACAAAUAUGCUGGAGAAUCCUUCUGUGACUACCGUUGUUUAUUUAUGUUAUCUCACGGUUCACUAGACUCACCCUUGGUUCAGGUUGUUUACCCAAACAAACUUGAGACAAUGUUGAAAUCAUGCACAAUGGAAUAUUUGGAUGUUCAUGUAGGUGUUGAUAAUGAAAAUAAAGAGGUCUUUCUUGCAGAAUUUGUUGUUCUUCUCAAGAAUCAUUUUUUACAGGCAAAAAAUACGUUAACUCAGGAGGAUAUAUCUUCAGAAAAAGAAGAAUUAUACCCACUACUAACUGUACUCUGUACAUUCGCUUCACCCAGCUUGAAAGCAAAACUAAAGCAUGCUGUAAAAGAAAAGUUUACUAUAACAAUAGAAAAACACGAUUGGAAUUUGCGUCAUGCGCAAUGCAAGAAAGUGCCCGAAAUCAAUAAAGAAAAUGCCAUGUUGACGUAUCCACAAUUUUCCCAAAUUUCGGAGCAAAUUUCCUUGUAUCUUAGUGAUACGAGUCCAUUAGUUGGGACUUUCAUUAAUUUAUGCUUAGCUAGGAACAAUUUAGUAAAGAGUGCAACAACUAUAUUUGAUAACAACAUUUUGCACAGUUCUUCAGAUAAAGAUAAUGCACUGAAUGUGUUUACAUCGAUUCAAAAAGGCCUGGAAAUAUUUACAAAACAAACUGCGCAUUAUAGCGUGCUAAAGAACUUUGUGUUUGAGAGUUCUUCCAUUGUUAUUAAUUUCUUGGAAAACGUUUCUACAUUUGAAUCACUUCUAGACUCCCACAACCUCAAGUUAAGCUAUGCUUCCAUAAGGAGUCUUCUGACACAUAAUUUUUUAUCGACAUUGUCCCCAAAGGACUGGUCUGAAAUCAUACCAACCUUAAUUCAUUGUUGUUUGUAUUCGCACACAUGUCAUAUCAUUCCACUACAGAACCUAGAACUUAUCACAUCGCUGCCACCAACUUUAUUCGAUUUGAUAUGCUGCCAUGGAAUAGCUGAAAUUAAGUCCACCUUACAAAUGAUGGAAGAGGAGGUCAACCAAUAUAGAAUUUCUGAAAGUAUGUCAGAUUUUCAAAACAAAUUAAAGAUUCUUCUUCUCUUGAUUAAAGAUAAGGAAAAGAAAUGUUACAUGCUUCUCAACAAUGUACAUCAUCUGGACUCUAAGAAUGCUAUUGAUUUACUUAAACUGUGUUUGGAGUUUUCUCUGGAUAGUACACUAGAAAAGACUUUAAAAUAUAAACUGCAUGAAAUCACGUGGUAUGAAAAUGUGUUUCUAGCCAGUAAGAUGUGUGGAAAAUGCGAUGCGUUUUUUAAUUGGCAAGAUGUCAAAUUACAAUGCACUGUUGAUCCUGAGCGUGUUGUGUCUUUUCUCAUCAGCAUUCACCAAUAUGACUUGCUUGACACAUGGUGUGAAGAUUUUGAUGUGUCAGAGGAUUUGCUUCAGAUUGCUGUUAAAUCAAAACUAGAAAAUGUCUUAAAAGAGCAUUCAACCGACUACCUACAAGUUCAAUCAAUCCUUGAAAAAAUCACAUCACGAGAGAUGUUGGUGACCAUAUGUUUGGAGCUGCUAAAAGAGCGAAGCUGUUACAGCAAUAAAUAUCUUUUCAUCAUAAAGUAUAUGACAAGUUCCUUAAUCGAUUUAAUUUCACCAAACGACAAAUGCAAUAUUUUGUUAAACAAAAUUGGAAUCCUAUCCAUUGAGAUAAUUCCAUCCGAGUUCAAAGACUCGUACAAGCACCUUCAACACAGUCCACUUUUAAUUCUGGAGCAGUUGUUGAUGAAUGUGAAAGUUACUGUAGCUGGUAAAGUGGUGAAGCUGAUUCACAAAGAAAGCAGUGAAAAUAACCUGCUUUCAUCGUUGUUAUCUGAAGCAGAUGACCUUAUUGCAAAAUAUGCAUCGUUGUCUAUUGAUUUGACUAUACUGCAAACAUCAAAUACCCCAGUGCAUACACCUUUACUCACACCGACACACACACCAACACUCUCGAGAAAAAUAUUUAACCGCUCAAUGCAUUCACCAACACAAGAACGAAUCACUUCGCCAGUAGAUGUCUUUGCAUCUGCUGUUGAGCAAGUUAAAACCGAAGAAGAAUUCAGGGAGAGGAAAGCGAGUUCGAUAUCUCACAGUAAAGAGAAAGAGGAAUUCGUUCCACCCUUAAGUCCUGUUGAUAAAAAAGACUGGGUAAAAGAUGAUCAAGUGUCUUCGUGCAUGAAAUGUCAUGAUUUAUUUAACAUGUUUAACCGAAGGCAUCAUUGUCGUCACUGUGGUCGUGUUGUUUGUGCGUCUUGCUCAAGAUUUUAUUGUUUUAUGGAACGUUAUGAUCGGAAAGAACGUACUUGCGGGCAGUGUUAUCAGUACAGCUAUCAAACAUCGUCUCUCAAAGACGUGGAUGUGAGCGAAGGACCUUCUAAGCAAUUAUCCAGCAGUCCACAGUGCAGUACUCGUAUCAUAAACAUGGACACACCUAGCCCCUUACCAAUUGGACUUGAUGAGCCAGAAUGGAUUUUAAGCACAGACAGCCAUAUAAAUGUGGCUGUGCGAGAAGAAUUUGCUUUCGAACAGGCACCGAGCGCUUCCCUGUGUUUGGGCGUUGUUGAUCUGUACAGCAACCAGAGAGCUGCAGGUGGUUUGUUGUUGAAAUUUUGCAACAAUUUAUCGCAGUAUUUACAGUUGCAUAACAAAGGCGACGAAGUUGACGUAAACAUGAUUGCAGGGAUGAUCGAGUUUAUUUUAAAUCAUGCAAAAAUCAAAUUUCUCAAAGCAAAUGAUUAUGGAGGAGUUGAACUAUGUGAUACGCAUUUGUCACGUGUUGAGAUUUUAAAAAUACUAAUUGAAGCUAAUUGGCAUCACAUUCCAACCAUGCAGGAGUUAACUCAAUUAGAAUGUCUGAGACGACUUCGAGAUCGGUUGAUCGAGAACGAACAUUUCUCUCUGGCCAUGGAAGUAUCGAGCAAAUGUGCGCUGGACGCAACACCGGUAAACUUCAUUAUGGGGAUAUCGAGACUAAAAUGUGGUGAUUUGGAGAAAGCGAGGGAGUAUUUUGCUCGAUGCUUAACUGUGAAUCGAGGCGAAGCAUCAAAAGGAUUUGGUCCGGUAAAUCAUUAUCUAGAGAGAAUUAUUGAAGUGAUUCAGAACUCGCCACUGAUUGCUUUAAAUCAUAUUUCAGUGGACGAUUCGUCAUUAUCACCCGUUACGUUCUUAUUGGAACACUAUAAGAAUACGUCAGGGGAGUGUUGUCUUGAUAAACGAAGAUACGAAGAGAUCAUGUUUUAUCUUUCCACAUAUGGAACUCGUGCACAAGUUAUUAUGUUCUUUACGAGAAAUCGUUUACUAAAAAAAGCUGUGCUCUAUAUCAGAGAAAAGAAAUGUUCGCAUGAUCUUUUUAUAUCGAAGCUACUUCUACCAUGUUUUCAAGAUGGUUGCUUCGAUCAACUUUGCGAGGAGAUCAAAGUAAAUGAUCCAGCGUUGAAAUUCUGGGGAGCGUAUUUCACAGAAGGAUGUAAAUAUUUCAGUAAACAUACUUCUUAUCAUUGCUUGUAUGAGUUGCAGCUUUUUAUCAAGGAUUUCUUUCGUGGAGCGUUAACAUGCGUUCGUUUUUAUUUGGGCACAGCAUCAGGUCCACCGAGCUCGUACACAGAUUUGUAUGGCAGAUUAUCCUAUCUUCACCUGGCUAACAAACAUUUAGAUCAUUUGGUUAAAGAGAGAAGCAAUCGCUCAUCUUUUGUCAGCCAUGUUGGUUCCUCUUUUAUGGGCGACGAUAAAAAUUUAAGUAAUCAGGAAAUCCCAACCAGUGAAUUAAAGAGACAUUUGAGUACAGUGAAUUUACAAAUUGACGUCACAAAGUUUUUAUGCGACGUGACGACGGUUGAUAAUUCACACGGCGAUAAAAAGAUACCCACCUUGUUUGGUAACGGCAAAGAAAGAGCUGAUCUAGCCAUUAAGUUAUUGGUGUGGUCUGGGGGAGACUCACUCGCCUUAACCUCAAGGAUUAUACAGGAAUUUAAACUGCCCUCGCCCUCCAUAUUUGGACGUGCUUUGAAAAGCCUAGCUCGAUCAUGUAAAUAUGCUGAAGUGACUUCAAUCUUGAGAAACGUCGAACAAAAUGGUAUGAUAGUUGCGAAGGAGAAGGAUGAAAUUCUACAACAAGUUAUCAAAGUCGUCACUCAAUUUGGACAGAUGAAAGAUGCAAAUCAGUUUAUUAAACAAAUCAAAGCAGAUCUAGUUAAGAUAAACUCCCUCAUUAUGUGUGGUCGUUUGAAAGAUGCAUACUUAGAAGCUGUAAAAAGUAAACGUGCGACGGAGAUCCAGCGAAUUCUGGACGAGGCGCGAAAAUCAUCUAGCCAAAGAAACAUGAUCGACAUAUGCGAGAGGUGGUUAAAAAACCACCAGGAAAAUCAAUUGAGAACAGAAAAAGCAUUAUCAAAGAGCUGAAAUUUAUUUUAUAAUAUCUUGUUUUGAAAAGAGUAAUUUUUCUUGAAAAAAUUUCAAAAAUUAGAUAACGAGGAACAGCUGAAAAAUUUGUUGUUUCAAACGAGGCUAAGCAAAAAUGGUAGCUGAAUGAAAAAAAUGAGAAGAAAUAUCAAAGAUUGCUACCAAGUACAUUAAAAUAUGGAGUCGUCUUUAUUUUCAUAUCUGUUUCAAAAUCGAAAAGUUUGCAAGAGGUCUGUUACUUCUUUCCAAUAAAGUAUUUUCAUAUAUAAAAUUUCUUCUUUUUUUUUCUUACAGUAGUUUUUAUAAAUAUUGCAUUUUGAUAUAAAUAUAAGUUUUCAUAGUUGUAUAGUUUUUAACAGACGAUUGUAAUUAUACUUUUUGUAAUAUUAUUCUUAAAUA